AUGAACGAUAUAGUAGCAGUAAUUCAAACUUGCUUGAAGCAGAGAUAUUCAGUGUAUUAUUGUAUAGGAACUGCAUGUAAUUUACUUUUCCAUGGUUAUACGGCAAUUAUACACUUAUGCCGGUACUUUCAGCAGCUGUUAGAAAAUCAAAGGAAGCUCCAAGAAAAGUGUACCAAAUCUCAACAUUUAUGUCACAUUAUGGAAUCAUUUAAUUUAUUAGAAAAUCAAGACAGUAUUAUUGCUAACUUUCACAACUAUAUCAAGCUAUUAAAUGAUGAUUUUGAUGACGGAGUCUUAUACAUCGACAAUAUUACUAAACUGUCAGCAAAUUUGUGCGGUAUUGAACAAAAGUUACAUAUAUAUGCAACAAUUGAACGAGAUAUUCUCUGGAGGCUGGUAGUGAUUGUGUCGGCUUUACUGGAAUGCAAUCACAAAGAUAUAGCAUUAACCCUCCUUGACUGUAUUGUUGAGCAUGGUUCAAUGUAUAAUCAGUAUAGCUAUGCUAUGGCUGUUCAUAUGCUAGCUUCGACCCAUCUUAAGAAAUCUGAUUACUCUAAGGCUUUGCCUUUAUACGAUUCUUGCUUAAAACUUGUAAACGAUCUUAGCAUCUAUGAUAUUGAAAUCAAAUGUCACCUUGAUUUAAGUCGCGCCUAUAUUGCCAUCAAUGAUACCAAAAUGGCUAUUUUACAUUAUGAAAGCGCGUUGUAUGUUGGAAAGAAAGGUAGUAAAAAUUAUGACAAUAAGAAAAAUUCGGAUGAAAUCAGUAGAUAUGUACUUAGCAAGCUUAAUGCAUCGCAUGAUAACGAUUCAAAUACGCCCAGCAUCACUAGCAGUUCAAUUCAAGAUUGGACAGUGGAAUUUGAGAAUGAAAAUCUUGCUGGUAGCUCUCAAUAUGUCUUUAAAGUUUUAGGCAGCAAUGAUAAGUUGACCGGAGAACAUUGGCUUCAUUGUGAAGAAGAAGUUAUAGGAAAGCUAAGUGUAAUGUAUAAAGUUCUUGGAUUAUAUAAAGAAGCUUUAAAAUAUGCUACAUCGCACAUCAAGGUCUUGAAUACUAGAGUAGGAAAUCAUGACGCUAAUUUACUACUUAAACAAAAGCUCACCAAAGAAAUAACAAUUCAAUCUAGUGGUGAAAAUCAUGAAAAGAAAGUUAAUAAUAGUCAAUUGAAACAUUCAUCGGACGAAGUAAAUCAAAAAUGCGAGAGCCAUGACCUCACAGAAUCAACAAUAAAAAAUGAUGACGAUAAGAGUAAAGAUACUGAGGGAGAACGUGGCGAUUCAUUACAAAUUUUGCUGUUGGAGGCCCACGCUAAUCUUGGAUCUAUUUAUUUAUUAUUACAAGAGUAUAAACUUGCUAUCGCUGCAUAUGAAGCUCUAGCUGUUUUAAGCAGGAAAGCCAACAAAACUCUAAUGCUUGGUACCGCAUAUGGAAGUAUUGGUGUAGCGUACUCUAAAAUGGGCAAUUAUAGUUUAGCGUUAGCUUACUGCGAGCAACAGCUACAUUUAUCUAUGAAAGCUGCCGAUUCAUCAUCACAAAUGGAUGCUUUGCUAAAACUAGGAGAUAUCUGUCAGUCGUCUGGUGAAUUACUAAAGGCUAUAAACUAUUACGAUAAGACAUUAACUCUUUCACUAAGAACAUAUAGUAUCCAAUACGAAGCUUGUUGUAAAUUGACUGCAGUCUAUUAUACCAUGAAACAUUAUCGACAAGCGCAAAUUAGUGCCGAACAAGCUCUACGAUUAGCAAAGCAAAUGUUGGAUUAUGAUAAAGAAAUGAUAAGCAAAUAUCAUCUAUCCUAUUUGCAUUGCCUUCAAAAUAAUUACGAACAGUCUAUUGUUUUUCUAUAUGAAGUUGUUUCAUAUUUUGAAAAUGACUUAUCGCGUUAUGAAAUUGAAUUAUUAAAUUCUUACCGUUAUAUACAGGAAGUAUUGAUAAAACUAGAUAGAGUAGAUGAAGCAUUAAUGUAUGCUGAGAAGUAUAAUUCCUUUCGUUUAGUAGAAUUUGUUAAAUUGAGGGAUCAAUUUCAUGGAUCACGACGUGAUAAUUACUCAUUAUCAUUAGAGGAAAUUUUAAGUGCUACACAAAGUAUGUCAUCCGAUUCCAUGCUUCUCUACUAUUCAGUGGUUCAUGGAUAUAUCUACUUGUGGUUAAUAUCACCUACACGAGACAUUAUUCGAUUCCAUCAAGUUAAAUUGAAAGGCAUCGGAUAUCUAUGUAAUCAGAUGCAAAAUUUUAGUAACAUAGGCAGAUCUGCAGUGUUGAGAAAAAAACGUGCCACCUCACCAGAAAAUUCCGACUCCAAAAUUAUUCCUAAUAAUGCCGGAAAAUCUGAAAUGCCUUCAGCUAGAAGCGUUCUUGAAGAUAAAGAUCUGUUCAAUCAAAAUGAUUUGCAAAGAUUAUACUAUCAUACGGAAAAUCGAAAGUUGUUUGAUUAUCGUCAAAGUCAUUCAGUCCGUGAUGAUCCAACAUUUCUUCAUGAAUUAUAUGAACGUAUCCAGUGCAGUAGUGUGUUAUCGGCUCUAAAAACCCUGUAUGCUAAACUUAUCUCACCUAUUGAAAAUGAUCUCAAUCUAGCUAGUAUCGAUCAUUUAAUCAUAGUUUGUGGAAACCAUUUAGCCUUUGUGCCGUAUUAUACAUUAUGUGAUGCCUGUGGUACAAGUUUAUAUCAAAAAUUUAAAGUCAGCAUUUUCUCGUCUCUUCUAACACUGCAAAUUGCCAAUAGUAAUGCUAUGAAGCAUUCAAUGCAUAACUAUGCUACUAGUUAUCAAAAACCAAGGGUUCAUGUUUACCCAUACGAUCUAUCAUUACAACAGUUUAAGGAAGGCGAUAAAAAGGAAACUUCCGAUAAUAUCAUUCAAUCUGAAUGCAUCUUAGUAGCUGGUAAUCCUGUUUUCAAGCAAAAACUAGCAAGCAAUGAACGUGUUUGGAAAUCAAACAAUCCGUUAUCAAUGUCGUUAGACGAAGUUAGGCAAAUUGGAUUACGACUGAAUACAACGCCUUUAGUAGGCUCGAUGGCAACCAAGGAACGGGUACUCCAGGAAUUAACCAAAGCUUCAGUUGUCCAUCUAUCAACAUUAGGCUGUUUAUAUUAUAACUGUUUAGCAUUUACUCCCAAUCCUUAUCGAUUGAAUACGGAUACAGCGGAAGAAGAUUCCUAUUUAGUGACAAUGGAUGACUUGAAACAAAUAAAAUUAAAAGCAAAAAUUAUCGUUCUCAGCUCGUGCAGCCAGAAUAGCUAUAGCGAUAAAAAUGCUCUACAUCAGUUAACUUAUCAUUUACCCAAUAUGCUACUGGCUUGUGGAGCAUGUUCUGUUCUUGUACCGCUAUGGCCGAUACCUGAUUUGGCAUCUGAUGCCUUUUGGUUCCAUUUUUACAGUCAUCUUUACAAACAUCAACGAUUAAGUCUAGCAUUAAAAUCAGCAUUAAAUAGCAUUCGAGAAGAUAAUCGACUGGUCGAACCCGUAUGCUGGGGAUCUUAUGUGCUCUUGGGACAAGAUAUGGCUAUAGAUAUUAAACAGAUAGAACAUCACAUGUUGAAUAAAUCUAUUGAUGAACAAAAAAUGCGAAUGGAAACAUUACUUACCAGUAAACAGACAUCAUCACCCCGCGAUAAAUCAUUCGAGGAAAUAAAUGUCGUACCCUCUGUGAAGAUGAAUGAAUUACAGAAGUUAUUAGCUGAAUUAUUUAAAUGCUAUAAAAUGCCUGAUUUUAUUCAGAUUGUAAAGGAAAUGUUGCAGCUGAUUGACCGUGCAGUAGCAUAUGUGCAAGAUUUACAGCAAAAUCCUGAUACGAUGCAGCUAUCGACCGAAAUGGCAGAAAUACCAGCAUGUCGAAAAUUAUUGUCUUUGAUUGGUUUUAACUUUCAAUCUAAUCCAAAUCAGUUGGACAAUAAUUGUGUUAUAUUUCCACAUUGGGACUAUGAUAGUCUCCUAAGGCCAUGUCAACUAGCCUUGAGAUCUAUUAAGGGAAUAGUGAAAUUUCCGUCCUGCCUCUUUGCAAUUUCCAAGUUAUUGCCGUUAGAUGAUAAACUGCAUAAAUAUUUGAUUAAACUGUUACAUGCGACUAAUUCAAGCUACAUCGACAUUACGGAUUCCUAUGUUCAUAAUGUUUGGCAAGUUAACCCUAAGUCCCGGCAGCUAUUGAUAAGCCUAGGAUAUCAUCAAGCAGGAACUUUAUUGAUACCAGAUCGAAAUUUAAAUGCCCAAGUGAGAGAUUGUUGCCAACUUUUACUAGCACUACUUGCUCCGGAAUCUAAUUCAAUUAAACCUAAGCGUAAUAGGACCAAAUCAGCUCCAGAGUCAAUGCUGAACGAACAGAAAUUUUCAUCUCGUCCAACAGCGUUGACGCCGGAAAUGAGCGACGCAUCAUCAUUGUCAUCUUUUAAACUUCCGCCUUUGAAUGAUCAAUCCAGUGACAGGGUUUUGAUGACCUCAACUUGGUCUCCACGAACAUCGUUCAAAACUAGCUCAGGGACUGUUAAGCUUGCCAAGAGAAUGGAUGCCUUGAAUACAGGAUUCUCACAUUAUGCAAUCGAUGCUGAUGAAUGGCAUCAAAAGCAAGUUGGAAAGCAGGGUAUCAGCAGUGCUGCGGCAAGCAAUGAUCUCUCAUUACCUGCUGAAGGUGUGGUUAAGGUUAAAUCCGGUAGUUCACCUUCUUGUCCACGAAUACCAAUUAAUUAUAAGCCAGCCAUGACGUCCACGACAAUCUUGCAACAACGACAUCGAGGUCAUCAGGCUUAUAAUGAGCAGCUGAAGGACGUUGUUGAUCAUAAAGACUAUACAAUUGAUCAAAUGUAUCACAUGUCAGAGAACGAAUUGUAG
Molecule: messenger RNA, 4815 nt
Organism: Trichoplax adhaerens
Lineage: Eukaryota; Metazoa; Placozoa; Uniplacotomia; Trichoplacea; Trichoplacidae
Exons: 12
Coding region: 1-4815 (1604 amino acids)
Molecular function (GO): protein binding
Source: RefSeq, a predicted model, not a curated record